Messenger RNA from Bombina bombina (fire-bellied toad), 1033 nucleotides. It is a transcript of the gene LITAF, whose product is annotated as lipopolysaccharide induced TNF factor. The transcript has 5 exons. The record is from RefSeq and is a predicted model, not a curated record. Lineage: Eukaryota; Metazoa; Chordata; Amphibia; Anura; Bombinatoridae. Gene Ontology annotation, molecular function: zinc ion binding. Gene Ontology annotation, biological process: regulation of cytokine production. The coding region runs from base 426 to 875 and encodes 149 amino acids.
CGCGCGCUCACACGGAGUCACCAGGCGUUUUCAAGACUGGAGCCAGCGCUGUCCCCCUUAGUGUACCUAUCUGAUGGCUACUUCCAGCAGGAUAAAGCACCAUGUCACAAAGCUCAAAUAAUCUCAAACUGGUUUCUUGAACAUGACAAUGAGUUCACUGUACUCCAAUGGCCUCCACAGUCACCAGAUCUCAAUCCAAUAGAGCACCUAUGUAUGUGUUGGAACAGAAGAUUUGCAUCAUGGAUGUGCAGCUGACAAAUCUGCAGCAACUGCGUGAUGCUAUCAUGUCAAUAUGGACCAAAAUCUCUGAGGAAUGUUUCCAACACCUUGUUGAAUCUAUGCCACAAAGAAUUAAGGCAGUUCUGAAGGCUAAUGGGGGUCCUACUCGGUACUAGCAAGGUGUACCUAAUAAAGUAGCCGGUGUAAUGCAGUCUUCAGCCAAUUAUCACUCGAUCCCUGGUAGCUUUGUAGUUCCUUCAGCACCACCCUCUUACGAAGAAGCAACAUUAUGCAGCCAACCACCGUGUGCUCCGCCUCCCCUGGGGAUGGACGUGAAAAACAUGAACAGUGCCCCUUUUGUGGUUCAGCCAAUGCCUGUUUGCACUCCUGUUACAGUUCAGACCGUGUAUGUUCAGCAGCCAGUAACAUUUUAUGACCGUCCUGUGCAUAUGUGUUGCCCCUACUGUACCAGGAUGAUUACCACCCGCCUGGUGUUCAGUUCAGGGGCACUGACCUGGCUAUCCUGUGGUGGUCUGUGCCUAUUGGGGUGCGGUGCUGGUUGCUGUCUUAUUCCCUUCUGCGUUGAUGCUCUCAAGGACGUAGAUCAUUUCUGUACAAACUGCCAUCGGAUUGUGGGAUCAUUUAAACGUAUCUGAGCAAAGCUCAGAUAGAACAGACUUCACAUUUUUAUAAAAUCCUUUUGUGCUGGGACCAAAACUAUACAACAUUGUGUUUGUGGCAUAGAAUAUAACAUACAUCACGUGAAUGUGACUACACAUGUGCAGAUACUGUAGGUUAUUAUAGAAUAUAACAU